Conger conger (European conger) is the source of this 5356-nucleotide messenger RNA. It is a transcript of the gene srek1, whose product is annotated as splicing regulatory glutamine/lysine-rich protein 1. Gene Ontology annotation, biological process: regulation of alternative mRNA splicing, via spliceosome. Gene Ontology annotation, cellular component: nucleoplasm; nucleus. Gene Ontology annotation, molecular function: single-stranded RNA binding. The record is from RefSeq and is a predicted model, not a curated record. Bases 2367 to 3836 code for a protein of 489 amino acids. The transcript has 11 exons. Lineage: Eukaryota; Metazoa; Chordata; Actinopteri; Anguilliformes; Congridae.
AUGGCUGCCGCUUAUGGUCAAGUGCUCAUUUGACAGAGAUAUUCGUGUUAGCCAGACUAAUCCUUGUGAAGUCACCGUCUGUCUCUGAAAAUAUAAAAAAUGUGAAAACCCUUUCUCAGAACCACAGGUGGUGUUUCAUGGUCAAUUUAGGCACCUAAUCUCCAUCAUGAUGUUUAUACCAGUUGUUUGUACUUUAUAAUUUCGAUACAUUGAGAGGUACACUUUGAGAACGAGAAGUUGAUUUAUGCGAUCAGCACCAUAUCACUAUAUCAUUUUCGUUAGCGAUGGAAACUUUUAUUCUAAGUUAGCCACCGUAGGAAGUAUAAAUAUUAGCUACCUUUUUCAAGGAACAGUAUGUAUUUGGGUUUGGAGCGGAUGUAGGAACUUGAAUGGAACCAGUCAAACACGUAUAGAAUAUUGAUGUUUUGUGAUUGAUUUUCAAAACGUUACUGUUGCAUUUCAUUUGGCUUGUAAGACAGGGAUACAUCGUCACUGUAUUUGGUUAGAAUAAAUUCUAAGAAAAGGAAAGGGAACUGCUUGUUUUGUAGCAAAAAUCUGAAAAUGGUAAACAUCUCUAAAUUUGUCAGUUUAACUGAUGGCUUUAUCUAGAGCAAAAUGAUCAGAAAAUUUAACGAACAAUUAAGAGGUUUUCCACUGCACUGAUUCAACACAUGAGUUUCUUCUGUCCAGCACCUUUACACUGGCAUGCCAUAUUGCUUGACAUGUUGUUGCCCAGGCGUGUAUCAAUGAUGGAGACGGAAUAUGAAAUAUCAUUUCGUGAUAAAGGCUAUGGUAGAAAUGAUACAGUACAUACCUGUAGCUAACUACGUCUUUUUCUCUCUUUUUUUUAUUUUUUAUUUUCAUUUUUUUUAUUUCCCUCUCUCCUGGAACAGUUGUUCCAUUUUUCCUAAAAAGAGUGGCAUUUCUGCAUACCCUCUUCCUUUUGAUUUAUCUCUAAUUUCUGAAAAUGCUUGUCCUGGUGACUUGGUGCUCGAUGGAUACUGAGUUUAUUAAUUUGGUUUUGUAUGUUUUUUUCUGUGUGAUUAUGUGUGCAUAUCAGAUGACUAGACUGGCCCAGCUGGUACACUACACUAGCCUGAGUAAGGCAUUGUUUGCCAACCCACUUUUCCCGCUGGGGCUGCAGACUUCAAUGGGGGAAUGUGACCAGGAGAAUAGCAGCUGAAUCCUUCCAAGAUGGACACCUUGUCUCUUUAUUUUGUUUUCAUUUCUUUUUCUUAUUUUAUUUGUUGUCCCUUGUUUUCCUCUAGAGAAAAAGAAAUAUUACAUUUUCAUAGAAUUGUUUUAUAUUUUAUUUAUUUUUAUUUUUUCCGAAGUUUCAUUACUCCAUGAAUUGGUUCCUCACGUGUUUGUCUUGAGUAUUGUCUAGGUUUACAUGAGCGCCAGUAUUCAUUGGGCGGGGAGGGACUGUUUAUUCUGUGUGGGCUGCAAUGAAGGAAACUAACAUUUUUCUCUCUCUUCCCCCCCUUCACUCGUUUUUUAUUAAUACGAUCAGGGUUUCACCUGUGUUAACUUUAGGAUUGGGGAAAUGCACUCCCACGUUGCCCUAAAAUUAGCAUUUCUAAUCUGUCCCGGUGGGGGGAAAAACAUAUCUCUUUUUUUCUUUACACCUUCUUUUAACAAAAGUUAAACCCUAGUUAAACCCUGAUCACCUUUAGGUAAGGAGUUGGGAAUUCCCAGGAGAUCAAGUUUUAAAGGACUAUUUGUUGAAGUAGCAUACAUUUAAGUUUGUUUGCUUGCAUGACUUUUUGUGCUAGUCCUUCAUUGAGGCAAUUGGAUAAACGAAUAUAUUCAUUUUUAAGUAUGAGCCAUUUACACUGUGAUUUAAGAACGUCACACAUUGGGCCUAAACAGGAAGCUUACCUUCAUGGAUCAUUUAGUUUUAAGUGUUUUUUUAAAUAUUUUUUUUUAGCCCAGGCUUUAAUGGUUAAACCUCACUGAUCCUUUACAUUAAACCAGUCUUGUUGCAUUUCUAUGAUUUUCAGCUAAGAAUGCAUAAGUGGCUUGCAUGUGUUUGGGGGUUUGGCUCCGACUGCUCAGACCAGACAUAACGCAAACUCUAUUCUUCCAUCCCCACUCCCCUACCCCCAAACUGCAGGAGGGCAGUAAACCACAGAGCCUAUGAAGAAAGUUCCAUAUUUUUUAUUUUUCAUUUGCCUUUUUUUGGUUGUUUUGGUUUACAUUUGGGGCAUUUCAACGAUUCUUAAAAAAAUGUUCUUCUUUUCUGUAUCCGAUGUUCUGUGUGCUAUUAGUGAUGCAGCCAACAUGAACGCUUGUCUUGUGUUGCACACCUUUCCAACACUGCGAAACGAUCGCCCCACGGGAAAAGCGCCCAUGCUUGAUAUCGUAUGGUUCAUGACCAAUAUGUUUCCAGUUCAGGCAAAAUCCCCGAGGAGGCCAAGGCCUUGUCGCUCUUGGCUCCGGCCGCUCCUGUUGCCAGUUUGAUGCCUGGAGGAGGGCUCUUGCCUAUCCCCACCCCACCUCCCAUCCAGAACCUGAAUAUCCCCAUCAACAACCUGGCACCGUUGCAGGCAAGCCUGGAGGCCUCUGCACCAGCGCUGGCAGGGGUUUCUAGUCAACCCCCGCUCAUGGGCAAUGUGGACCCCUCUAAAGUCGAUGAAAUCAGAAGGACCGUUUAUGUUGGCAACUUGAAUUCACAGACGACCACAGCAGAGCAGCUGUUGGAGUACUUUAAGCAGGUUGGGGAUGUGAAGUUUGUGCGGAUGGCGGGAGAUGAGACCCAGCCCACGCGCUUUGCCUUCGUGGAGUUUGCUGACCAGGAGUCUGUGGCCAGGGCUCUGACCUUCAACGGGGUCAUGUUCGGGGACAGGCCUUUAAAGAUUAAUCAUUCCAACAACGCCAUCGUGAAGCCGCCCGAGCUCACCCCGCAGGCUGCCGCCAAAGAGCUGGAGGACGUGAUGAAGAGAGUCCGGGAGGCCCAGUCCACCAUCGCAGCCGCCAUCGAGCCAGAGGAUGCUGUGCCGAAACGCUCCAUGAGCAGUUCCAGAAGGGGUCGGAGGUCCCAUUCCCGGUCCCGGUCCCGGUCGCAUUCGCGACGGAAACGCUCGCACUCCAAACACAGGAGCCGGCCAUCUCGGCAGAAGACCAGUGAUUCCCACACCUCCCGGACCUCUCAUAAAAAACGCUCUCGCUCCAGAGACAAGAGACACUCCCGCAGUCGGUCCAGGUACCUCCAGCUCCCUCUCCACAGCGGGGUACCCCUCCACACCCCCGGCCUGGGGUUACACACAGUGAGGGACCUCUCAAAACCCCUGUCCUGGGGUUACACACGGGACCGGCGGAAAGACAAGGAUGGGAAAACGAGGGGAAAGGAGGUGAGCUCCAGGGAGAAGGAGGAGAGGAGGCCGAGGGACAAGAAGGGAAGGACCCCACCGAAGAGCUACAGCUCGUCCCGGAGGUCCAGGAGCACCAGCAGAGGGCAUAAGAAGAAGAGCAGAAGUCGGUCCAGGUCUCCCAGGAGGAAAAUGAGGUCUCCAUCCCCACGGCGAGGGAAGAAGGACAAGAAGAGGGAGAAGGCCAGGGGCGGCAGCCGGGACCGGUCUGAAAGGGAGCACUCCACAUCCAAGAGGACCGGCAGAGAGAGAGACCGAGACAGAGACAGAGACCGAGACAAGCAGGAGAGGAGAGCCAGGCCCAUGAAGGUGGCGAGGGAUUACGAUAAGGAGGAGAAGGAGUGCGAGAGCGAGCGGGAGGACUCGGGCAGCGCCGGAGAGGAGCCCGAGCCCACGGUCCAGCACAACGGCAGCUACAGCAAACACGCGGAGGACACGCCGGCCCCCAGCGAGGGCGGCGACUGAGGGGCGCUGCGGUCUGCUCUCUACUGCUGACAUUCAGAAAAAGAAGAAAUGCAAAACUGCAAAGAAGCGACCUGAUUUUUGUUUUUUGUUUGUUUUUUAAAACUACUGUGAAACGGCUGGCCAUAUGAUAUUCAUAUGGUGAAAUGGGCGUACACAGGCCUUUGUCAAUCGAUAGAACAUGUAAGCUUAUCUCUGAGAGCUGUACUGACUACUUUGGGGGGCAAAAAAAAACACGAUUGUACUGCUUUGUUUUUGGUUUUUGUGCUACCUUUGUCCAUGAAACCUUUUUUCCUUUUGUCAUUUUCUUUUUGUAGUGCUGGGACUGCUAGUCUUUGUUCUUGUUUUAAGGUCAGCCAUUUUAUUCACGCAUAACACUUAUCCCUUUCUGCCAAUCCAGGUCGUCAACUCCAAGUGGGAUGGUUUUACGGUUUUCUUUUUUUUAAUCAGAAUUUGAAAAGCUACUUCUAGGCAGGAGCUUAUAUUUUUAGUGAGGGGAAAAAAUUAAAUCAGAAGUUCUUUCCUGAGUUGUUGGAACCACUUGCAAGCACAUAAAACACAAGUGCCUAGACUGAGAUUGUACGCAAAUAUAUUGUAAUAAAAAAUACACUUGGGGAAAUCAUAACCAUAAUGUUGUACACUAGAUCUGGGUAAAGGACUUCUGAUCUAACAGUCUUUAAACAUAAGGAGAAAUUAGUGCUCUGUUCUGUGUGUGGAACAAAGUGUGUUAAGGAACUAUACAGAUGGUUGGUCUGCAGUCUGCAAGCCAUGUUUUUUUUUUUUACCCUCUAUUUAUGCUAUAGGAGGUGUAUUGUAAAUCAAGAUUUUAAAAUGACUCCUUCAGUCUUGUUAUUUUUUCACUUUUAUUCAAAUCUAGUAUUUUGUUUCUGGUCACUCAAAACACCCGUUGUGAGCACGAUCAGUGUGUUGACCCUCCCAACCCAUGUUUAUAUUGCAUUCAGUUUACCCUUGCCCUGGCUUCAGUGGAGUGCUGAAAACAUUGCUUUAAGUCUCAAACUCUCAAAGUCUCUUUAUUCGUAUCCUGUUUGACUCCCUCUCUCAGCUCUCUAAGAACACCAGCCGCUUGCUGUCUGAAGUGUGUUGAACACUGCGUUGUAUAAAACAAGUAUCACUCACUUCUUUUGACAUCCAAAAACCCUACCCCUGCCCCUCACCAAUAUAUUUCAAGAUUUUAAAAAUAUUUAUAUAGAUAUGUUUAAAGAUGUCUGUGAAAUGUCCAUUGGGGCAUUGUGUUGGCUUCCAUUCAUAAUUAUGUACUUGUGAUGUAUGGUGUAGAAAAUGUGUGUGUGGCAGCAGUUGGAGAUGAGAAGGGAUGACUGUUCUCAGGCAUCGAGCUGGAGAGUUUACUCUGUCUCAUGUAUUGGGUUUUGUAGUGAAUAAACAUUUUGGAUAUUAGUAGUUUGUGCACCUCCUAACCGGUAAUUUUGACAUAAGUGUCUUAUCUUUGGUUGCAAUACGGAUUUUCCUAACUGAAAUGUAUAUUAAAGAAGCUUUGCUUCAUA